This is a messenger RNA of Cryphonectria parasitica EP155, 1386 nucleotides long. RefSeq lists its product as uncharacterized. The transcript has 3 exons. Bases 1 to 1386 code for a protein of 461 amino acids. The record is from RefSeq and is a predicted model, not a curated record. Gene Ontology annotation, molecular function: FAD binding. NCBI's taxonomy places the organism in Eukaryota, Fungi, Ascomycota, Sordariomycetes, Diaporthales, Cryphonectriaceae.
AUGACUUCACCACAAGUCCUCAUCGUCGGCGCAGGUCCCGUGGGUCUCACCACUGCCCUGGCUCUUCACCAGGCCGGUGUUCCAGCGAGCGCCAUUCUCGUGGCCGACGUCAGACCUUCGCGUGAUCUUACGCAUAACUGGUCCAAGGGUCUGACUUUCAGCGCAAGCUCACUCGAGAUCUUCCGCACCCUCGGCAUCGCAACGAGGUUCCUAGAAGACGCCACUGCGGUCCCCAACGCCCACUUUGGCGCCUUGCGCCGACUUCUAGAUCUCAACUAUGACGUGCUGGGGACGAAAUAUCCGUUUAACUGCACUUUCCCACAGGUGAAGACAGAGGCAGUCCUGAUAAAGCGAUGCGAGGAAGUCGGGAUCCCGUUCGCCUGGGGCCGCAAGUUUGUGGGCCUGGAGCAGAAAGCAGACGUUGUCUCUGCCAUUUUUGAGAGACAUGGCAGUGACAACAACGACGACAACGGCGACAACGACGUGGAGACGGUCGAGACCUCGUGGCUGGUAGGCUGCGACGGAACCCACAGCGCCGUCCGAAAGGCAGCCAGGAUCUCGUGGCCAGGAACACAAGCCACGAGGUACGGCUGGCUGGCAGACUGCACGGUGCAGGACAAGACGCCGGGCAUCCGCACCGCCAUGGUCCAAGGAGAAAAAAUGCUCAUGCAGACCAUCUCUCCGGGUGUUGUCCGCUACAUGGGGCUCAUCCCACCCUCGGCAGCAACAGACCCUGUGCAGAGACCAGCUCCGCCCGACAAGGAUCUCAUCAGGAAGUGGGCCGACAGGUGUUUCGGCACAGAUUACGGACUGCAGGAUGUGGGCUGGUCAUCCGUCACGGGAAACGGCAUGUAUCAUGCUGAUACGUACCGCUGGGGCAGGAUUUUUCUUGCCGGAGACGCGGCACACCAGCUCUUCCCCGCUGGAGGGCAGGGGAUGAACACGGGGCUUCUCGACGCGGCUAACCUGGCCUGGAAGCUCGCCGCCGUUGUGGGCGGCGGCAUCUCGGGCCAAGAGGAGGUGGUCGAGCGCGUCCUGGACAGCUACACGCGGGAGCGCAGGCCGGCUGUGCAGGCUGUGAUCAAGAACAUCAAGGUGCAGAUGGCCUUGUUCUUCGCCACCACUGAACAGGAGCAGGCAAUGGUGGACUUCGUCACGGAGGCGUUUGAUCAGCCGACUUUCAAUAGGCUGUGGGCUCGGCGCGUGACGGGGUUUGAUGAUCCCACUGAGCCGUAUCAUCUGGGCGAUGAGGGCCCACAGACAAGACACAGGCUGGUGGGAACUCGGCUGACGCAUGUUUCCGAUGAGCAUGCACCUGAUAUACUUGAAGCGGCAAGGAAAAAUGUCUUCGUCCUCGCGUUUGUAUAUCUUAUCACUUCCACCUAA